AAUGCCUUCGUUUUGAGACCUGUUAUUUCGCUUCGCUCUCUUGGAUGCAGCUUUUUUGUGUUCAAUUCCUAGCCAGCCAGAAAAAUCAGUUCUCAAAGUGCUCAGAUGUUAUAACUUCGUUGUGAAGUUGGUGGCUCUCAAAGUUGACAGAUUGCACUUUUCAGAAACCAUUACUCUCUCUGUUCCUCCUUUGUUGUGGGCAUAAACUCGUCAGCUCAAUCAACCAAGGAGCCCAGUUCCUUUAUCGUGGAAGUUAGCGACAACUCAAUUUUUAAUCUUGCAUAACCACCAACGUCAGGGUCACCCAAGUCCAUAAUGGAGUAAGGGAUCGGAAAAAGGUUAGGGGCAAAUGGCUCGGUGAAGAUGUUCCGUCAGUCCGACGAACAGACCAUAUUCCGAUCGGAAAUCCAGUCGUUUAGGCCCACAAUGAGCCUUGUCAAUCACACAAUCGACCUGAACUCGUUGGAUCUGGCCUCGAACGCCAGCUAUCUGAGCGAGCUGAGCAACUGUGGUGGUCAGCUGACGCGAGAGUACGAAGCCACGUGGUCAGGGUUCACAUAUUGGUGUGAGGGCGUCUUGACCGUGGGCGUGGGUAUGAUUGGCAUGGUGGGCAACAUCCUGUCCAUUGCUGUCUUGGUGACCAGAGAUAUGCGGAAGCAUUCUUUCAACCAAUUAUUAGUGAGCUUGGCCAUAUUUGAUAUCACCUUCAUCAUGUGCGGAGUCCCUGUUCAUGCGUUUCCCAUCCUCAACAUUUCCAAAUUGACCCAAUUGGUCCAAUCAUGGACCUAUGGAGUGCUAUAUAAAUAUUUUUUGUACCCAUUCACCACGAUCUCCUACACGGGGAGUGUGUACAUGACCACAGCCAUCACCAUCGAAAGAUACAUCGCCGUGUGCAAGCCCCUCCGUUACCGAGAGUUCAUCGCCGAACUCUCCCCAAAAGUCCGAACCAUGAUCUAUGUUAUACCCGUUACCAUCUUCUCUGUGCUCUUGAAUCUCCCGAAAUUCUUCGAAAUCGAGGUGGCGUAUUUCAAUGGAACCUUGGAAUACUUUAUGGCAGACUUGCGGACAGAUCCCACGUAUGUGUGGUGGUACACUCACAGUUUCAUCAUCCAUCCGUUUCUCACCACAACCAUUUUGCCCAUCUGUUUGUUGUGCGGGCUCAACUACAAAAUAUACCGCGGUAUUUGUGCGUCACGCUGUCGCGUCCAGGCUUCGAAUAACCACGGCGAAGUGAACCUGGCCAUGGUUUUUGUGACAAUCUGCUCAAUAUUUGUGUGUUGUCACAUCCUCCGCAUCAUCUUGGCUCUUCAGGCCUUCACUCGGGCCUCGGAGAUCUCGGACUGCAUCGCCUCCAACAAGAGCUACAUCCCGCCCAUUGAGCUCGUGUGCAUGGAGUCCAUCUCCCAUAUCAUGAUCAUGAUCAACUCGUCGUGCAAUUUCAUCGUUUAUUGCACGCUCUCGACACACUUCAAGGUAUUUAUGUGCAAAUUAUUCUACAAGCGGGCACGUCACAGCAUCACGGACCCCAAUCAUCACGCACUCUCCACACUUCCUGCACGGAACUUGUGGGCCAAUGCGUCCUCGGUGAAAAGCAACCUUCUCUCCUUAUGCUCGGCGUCCAGAGAUCUAGAACUCCGACCACUGCAACCUCGCAAGCCGUUGGUGGUGGGCUCCAUUCCGAAUUUGGCAAUCGUCAGAACCCACUCGUGUCCUUUGAGUGCCACAAAUCCAUUCAGUAUUGAUCUUGAAGCCUCGAGGACUGACUUUCCACGUGACAGUGAUUUUCCUCAUUUGGGCUUUGCUCUCAAGACCUCCUCUUCGUAUGAACCCGAGUCGUCUCAAAUUGAGACACCCGACGGUUAAGUCCUACCCAUCCAACCUAUCAACCAACCAACCAACCAAACAACCCUUUCUGGACACAAUGUCUAGAAAAGCCGUGUACUUCAUGAAAGCACCUCCGUUCUGACCUUGGAGGCGAGAUUUUUCUCUGAACUCCUUGAAACCACAACAAGGUGUCAUCUUACAUUUGGAGCGAGUAUCAAAGUCGUUCAGAAGCGAGAGCUAAUGUUGCUUUGGGACUUGGGUGCAGAGCGAAAAUUGGAGUGUCGUUUAAAGUUCGAAUCAGCAACAAGCCUGCCGUAAGAAUGAGACAGCUUCAGUGUAUCUUUUGGUUUGGGAGUCGUAAACUUGGGGUGAGUAUUGAGGCAAAUAAUUGUGAUGAAAAUGGCCGACGCCCUCUGCUGUUGUGUCGAAGGUUUCCACGUUCGGCAUAAUGGUCGUAGUUCAGCAUGGUCAAAGUGUCAAACACUUUUAUUUUUUGGACCAUUUUCCGGGCACUAUUUGGUGUUUCGAUACUCAGUUCAAGUCUAAUCGGCCUUUUUUAUCUUUCAAGUCCACAAGUGACAUUCCUCUCGCCAAAUAAUGCCGACAUGUCAAAACGUGGCGUAGACAAUAACACCUGAGAAAUUCGAUGUUUAUAUUUAAUAUUUUUGUGAUAUGAAAACCAUGUGAUGGAUUGUCUGGAGUGGACGAAUAAAAAACAUCUAUUAUCUUCUA
This is a messenger RNA of Tigriopus californicus, 2556 nucleotides long. Its product is annotated as FMRFamide peptide receptor frpr-18-like. Gene Ontology annotation, molecular function: G protein-coupled receptor activity. Gene Ontology annotation, cellular component: membrane. The transcript is spliced from 8 exons. Gene Ontology annotation, biological process: G protein-coupled receptor signaling pathway. Bases 364 to 1863 code for a protein of 499 amino acids. Lineage: Eukaryota; Metazoa; Arthropoda; Copepoda; Harpacticoida; Harpacticidae. The record is from RefSeq and is a predicted model, not a curated record.